AUGAAUAUCGUGGAAUGGGCAUUCGGGAAACGCCUGACGCCGGCUGAGCGUCUGCGAAAAAACCAACGGGCGCUUGAGAAGGCGCAGAGGGAGCUGGACCGGGAGAGAACCAAACUAGAACAGCAAGAGAAAAAGUUGAUCCAAGAUAUCAAAAAAUCUGCGAAAAAUAACCAGAUGGGAGCUGCUAAGAUCCAGGCGAAAGAUCUUGUCCGAACUCGAGGCUACAUCACACGGUUCUACAGAAUGCGCACCGAACUCCAGGCGAUAUCCCUCCGAAUCCAAACCGUCCGGUCCAACCAACAGAUGAUGGAAUCCAUGAAAGGAGCUACCGGCCUGCUAAGGACAAUGAAUGCUACGACUAACCUACCUGCCCUGCAAAAGAUAAUGAUGGAUUUCCAAAAGGAAAGCGACAUGAUGGAGUUCCGGGAAGAGGUUAUGUCGGAAGCUAUCGACGAUGUUAAUGGACUAGAAGACGAGGAAGAGACAGACGAAGUACUAAACCAAGUUUUAGACGAAAUUGGUGUCGAUAGAGAAAUGGCGCUCGGGACUACACCGCUAGGCCUAGGGGAGCCGGAGGGUCAGAAAGAAGACCGAGUCGCACAGGCCAUCGGAGGCGGCGAUGAUGAUCUCCAAGCCAGGUUCAAUAACUUGGGGAGAUAG
Orbilia oligospora ATCC 24927 is the source of this 660-nucleotide messenger RNA. RefSeq lists its product as uncharacterized. NCBI's taxonomy places the organism in Eukaryota, Fungi, Ascomycota, Orbiliomycetes, Orbiliales, Orbiliaceae. Gene Ontology annotation, biological process: late endosome to vacuole transport; protein transport; endosome transport via multivesicular body sorting pathway. The record is from RefSeq and is a predicted model, not a curated record. The transcript is spliced from 7 exons. The coding region runs from base 1 to 660 and encodes 219 amino acids. Gene Ontology annotation, cellular component: multivesicular body; ESCRT III complex.